Molecule: messenger RNA, 2381 nt
Organism: Arabidopsis arenosa
Lineage: Eukaryota; Viridiplantae; Streptophyta; Magnoliopsida; Brassicales; Brassicaceae
Source: the annotation of a GenBank genome assembly
AGAACGAAGAGCUAUAAUUUUCUCGGAGAAAUGGCAAUGGAAGAAUCCGAUUCCGGAGAAACUGCGACGGCGAAAUUUUCGAAUCUUACGUUGAAAGCGAGGUCUAUUCUUGCGACACCAAGCAACGAAGAAUUAGCGAUGAUCGUCGAACAACUCUAUAUGCCUGAAGAAUCCGACGAAUACAAAUCAGCGCGAGCUCUGUUCAAUUUCUGCGUCUCUGGUUUCCCAAAUUGCUUAACCCUAAAGCUUCUCAUGGUGUAUCGAUUUUCUUCCGAUGAAGUUCUCCGAUUACGAUCGAUCUAUCUUCUUUCUGAAACUCUCAAAGCUCAGCGAUUCGAACUCUCUCUCGUUGCUCUUUAUGAAAUCAAACCACUUCUGAUUUCUUGCUUGACAAUGGAAAACGCUAAAAAUUCUGACUCAAAGAUUGUGAGAAUCAUCGUUUCUUUAGUAGCUGAUAAAGUUGGUGUCUGGGAAGAGAUGAGUGAUUGUAUACUCUCACUUGCUAUCAAUGAUCCGAUUAGGGCUUUUAAUGUCUUUAUCCAAUUGCCAUCGUCACUUUACGGAGAAUUCGUGUACCGGUUUUUGCAGAGUUUUCUUGAUGAAGUUUACAAGGUUUUGCUUCAUCCUGAAGAAGAUGGAGUUGAAGAUUGGAUCUUGGCUUUGAAAUCUGCUGUUAAAAUGGGGAUUUUGCUUAUGGAUUCUGAAAUGAGAUUUGAUUUGACAAGAGACAUUCUUCACAUUGUUUGGAAAUCUGCUCAUGACAUUGUGUGGCAUGGAAUUGAAGAAGAGUUUUUGCUAAAAGGACUUAAAUCUCUUGAGAUUUUCUUGGCGGAAGACGCGUACCAGUUUAAGUGGAAUAGUGAUCAAUGCAUGUUUGUGGCAGAGUUUGCGUUCAAGAUUUCAGAAAUCGGAACAGAGGCCAAGGAAGUUGCUUGGAAGAUCUAUCGAAUGGUUACAAAACUUGACAAGUAUGUGCAUAAUCCAGCUUUUGAACUCAGCAGCCCUUCUGACGAUGAGGAUGAAUAUCUUGGAGUAGAUCCUGACUGGGAAUUGGAAGACAUUUUGGAUGCUUUAUCUCCAGUGGAAAUCAUGAGAGAGGUUACAUUAAGUAAGCUUGAUAAUAGGUCGAGAGAGAUAGCAAUCAUGAGACUUCAUGAGUUAUUUUGUGAUCACACUGCUGGGAAAGAGGAAAUAAGUGUUUCAGAGAUUAGAGAAAUCCAGCCGUUGCUCAUCUCUUGUCUUGCAGAAGUAAGAGUUCCCGAGAGCACGAUCAAGAUUCUUGGUCAGGUGGUCUUCCAUGUUUUAAAUGAGUUGUCUAGCUACCAAGAGGACAACUGGUUUGGUCUAUGGGACUACAUUGCAACAGAAUGCAAAACAGUGUUCAGGAAGACGGUUUAUAUCUUCCAGUGCUUAACAAUGCGGCUCGAUGAUAAAGAGUUUGUGAUUCAUGCCAUUAAUAAUCUUCUUCCAGAGAUUUAUAGAAACCUAAACCCACCAAGAGACUUGUGGGAAGAUAACAAUUGCUGGGUCUUAGCGUUUACGGGUGCCUUCUGUGCAGCAAUUCACUUGAUAGAGGUCUCAAGUCACGCUGAAUACUUGAAGGAGAUUGCAUAUAAGAUGAUAGAUUCAGUGAGAGAGCUUGUGGGAAGAGGAAUGGAAGUUGAGCUUGUGAGGAGAGCUUUCAUAAAUAUGGAAAGCAUUGUGGAGAAACAAUUUGACUGUUACACUACUAAUGACUACAGAUUCGUCAAGGGUUUGAUUUGGAGACUCUAUGCAAUCAAAGGCAUGAGCAUGGAAACUAGGUCUGUGUUGUGGAGGAUCAAUGUGACUCUGGAAAAGGUGCAGGAGAUAGCAACCAGACGACUAAAUGUCUUACUCUCUGAUCACACUUCAAAGAAGGUGCAAAUAGAGAUUGCAGAGAUGAGAGAACUCCAACCAUUGCUCAUCUCUUGCAUUGAGGAAGAAGGAGUUUCUGACAGGAUGUUCAAAGUCCUAGGUCAGGUAGUGAACCACGUUACGUAUGAGAUGUUGGUCUACCAAGAGGACACAUGGUACGAUCUACGUGAUUAUAUUGUGUCCCGAAGCAAAACAGAGUUCCACAAAAGCGGUUAUAUCUUCCAGUGCUUAACAAUGGAGCUUGAUGAUCAAGAGUUUAUGAUUCCUGAGAUAAGCACGAGGCUAAACCCACCAAGAGAGUUGUUGGUAGAUAACAGUUGCUGGUCUUGGCGUUUACGGGUGCCUUCUGUGCAGCAGUUCACUUGAUAGAUAUCAAACGACAUUCUGAAUCCAUUAAGGAGAUUACAUAUAAGAUGAUAGAUUCAGUGAAACAGCUUGUGGAAAGAGGAAUGGAAGUUGGGAUUGAAUACAGAUUCGUUAAGGGU